AUGGCGAUCACCAAAUCAGCUAUGAAUGGUUUCACUAGCUGCAACUUGGUCUGUCCACACAAUGUGCAAGCCGCCACGAACUCCAUCAUCUAUACGACAUCUGCUGUACCGCAAGAGAGAUCGAGGGACGACCCGCCUUCUCCCCCGCCUCAGCCUCCUCCAAGCCCUGUCGGUUGGAACCGUUCCAUCUCGCUCGAUUUCCUUGCGCCGCUUGAGAUCUGA
Dothidotthia symphoricarpi CBS 119687 is the source of this 222-nucleotide messenger RNA. RefSeq lists its product as uncharacterized. The transcript is spliced from 2 exons. Lineage: Eukaryota; Fungi; Ascomycota; Dothideomycetes; Pleosporales; Dothidotthiaceae. The record is from RefSeq and is a predicted model, not a curated record. The coding region runs from base 1 to 222 and encodes 73 amino acids.